AUGGACUCGACGCAAUUCCUCGAGGCACACGCAUCGACGCAGUCACUCGCUCAAACCACCGCCCAAGACUACUCUUACACCCUCGCUGCAAUGGAUCACAAGUCGCCAAACCGCCCUCUUCGCUCCCACUCACGCAAGCACCGCAGCAUCCCGCUCAGCUCAGGCCAUGCACUGUUCAACAAACCCGCCUCCAGGGACUCAUCUGAACCUCAACCUCACCUUCGCCGUGUCCAAGCUUUCUCGGAUCUUGUCGAGUCCGUCGGCUCGAGCUUCGCGCCAGUGGUGUCGGUCUCUGUCGCAAAGGACGACUGGCUCGAGGAGUCUGUCGCCAAGACCAAGAGACUUCUCAAAGACAAAGAGAUGGCCGAGCAAAUGGCACGUCGUGUGCGCGGAGUUCCUUCGAUCCAGUACCUCGGUAUGGGCCAGGACAGCGUUCAACUGCGCCGCAAGAGGAAGUCGCAAGACCUGAGGUCUGAGUAUGGCAGUGACGGUGAUGAGGAGAAGUCCAGCCCACCCGUCUCAGCUCUGCCGCUCUCGGGUCAUGAGGAGCACUCGCCUAACUCUGCCGAUGAUGACAACACUACCAUCGCUACGAUUAACUCGGACAACAGCACCUUUGCUCGCACCCCACCACGCUUCUACUCCUUGUCUCGUCGCGCUUCUGACCCUCUUCCGGCCAAGAUCUUGGCUUGCAGCUGUUGUGGCAAUGGCUUCUUCAUCGGCGGUGGAGGUAAUGGCGGCCAGGAAAUCGCAGGCUCGGACGACACAAGCUCCGAUGAGUUCACUGAUCGUGUUUGCCCGGAGUAA
Molecule: messenger RNA, 807 nt
Organism: Zasmidium cellare ATCC 36951
Lineage: Eukaryota; Fungi; Ascomycota; Dothideomycetes; Mycosphaerellales; Mycosphaerellaceae
Exons: 1
Coding region: 1-807 (268 amino acids)
Source: RefSeq, a predicted model, not a curated record